AUGAGGCGCGCGCGGAACACGGCGCCGCCGCCUCGAGGCCUGCUGCUGGUCGGACGACAAGACGCCCCGAGUCUGUCGUCCGCAGGCCGCGCCCUACGGUGGCCGCAGGUCGGCCACCCUACGACGUCUAGUGCGUCUGCUGCGGGAGGGGAGAGAGGAGGCAGCCUCUCUGUCCCUUUCCGCCGCCUCCUUUGCGAGCAUCACGGCCUCACAGAAGGUAGCGACGGCGGGCUGGCGCAACCUGAGUUAUACCUCGGCCUCAUAGACAACCGUGUGAGUGAGGUUACUGGAGGACCGAAUCUCCGUCUUUUUCUUCUGAAUCUUUUUUCACUGAAUAAACAAGCUAUAUUAUGUAUAAACACCAUAAUUUACCUGAACAUGCAUCCAGGAACGUGUCCGGCGUAG
Molecule: messenger RNA, 405 nt
Organism: Spodoptera exigua (beet armyworm)
Lineage: Eukaryota; Metazoa; Arthropoda; Insecta; Lepidoptera; Noctuidae
Source: the annotation of a GenBank genome assembly